CAGCAGUCUAUUUAGGACCGAGUCCUCCUCCCUGAGACUGCGUUCAGAGUGUUGAGGCGCUUCUCCGGAUAAUUCAGUGUAAAUCACGUGUGUGUUUCUGUGCAGUGGUGAAUUUUUUAAAUAAAUUCGUAAUAAUUACAAAAAUGCCAUUUCAAUACCCAAACGUGUAUCGAGAUGAAGCCGUGGUGGACGAUUACCACGGAUACAAGGUUCCUGACCCCUACAGCUGGCUGGAGGAUCCGGACAGCGAGAAAACACAGGCGUUUGUGAACGAGCAGAACCAGCUGACUCUGCCCUUCCUGGAGGAGUGUCCAAUCAGAGAGGUUUUUAAAGAGCGCAUGACCGAGCUCUAUGAUUACCCGAAAUACAGCUGCCCCUUUAAGCGGGGUAACAGAUAUUUUCACUUCUACAAUACGGGUUUGCAGAACCAAAGCGUUCUCUACGUACAGGAGAACCUGGAGGCAGAACCCAGGGUGUUCCUCGAUCCCAAUACAUUCUCCGAUGAUGGGACCGUAGCGCUACAAGGUUACGCAUUUUCGGAGGAUGGCGAGCACCUGGCGUACGGUGUGAGCGCGAGUGGCUCCGAUUGGGUGGAGCUCCGGUUCCUGCGUGUCGAAGGAGCUGUGGUUCUGGAGGAUCGCUUGGAGAGGGUGAAGUUCAGCUGCAUGGCCUGGACUCAUGACGGAAAAGGACUCUUUUACAACUCUUAUCCCGAGCAGGAAGGAAAGAGUGAUGGUACGGAGACGUCCACUAACCUGAAUCAGAAGCUGUACUAUCACGUGUUGGGGACUCCACAGUCCCAGGAUAUUUUAUGUGCUGAAUUCCCCAAACAGCCCAAGUGGAUGAGUGGAGCUGAGGUUUCCGAUGAUGGGCAGUACGUGUUGUUGUCUAUCAGAGAAGGGUGUGACCCAGUGAACAGGCUGUGGUACUGUGAUCUCAACACCAUCUCAGGCAGCAUCACAGGGAUGUUGCCGUGGGUGAAGCUAAUUGACAACUUUGAUGCCGAGUACGAAUAUGUGACGAACGAGGGAACUGUGUUUACCUUCAAAACAAACCUGGAUGCUCCGCGGUACCGUCUCAUCAACGUGGAUUUCACUCAGCCAGCACCCAGUCAGUGGAAGGAGCUCAUUCCACAGCAUGACAAAGAUGUCCUCGUGUUUGCUACAUGCACAUACUCCAGCUUCUUGUGUGUGUGCUACCUCCACGAUGUGAAGAGUGUGCUGAAGAUGUAUCAUCUGGAGUCAGGAGAAGAGCUGAAGACCUUCCCGCUGGAGGUGGGCUCCAUCAUGGGCUUCACUGGCCGAAAGAAGGACUCUGAGAUCUUCUACUACUUCACUUCUUUUCUCUCUCCAGCCAUCAUCUACCACUGUGACCUCACCAAAACUCCUCUACAGCCACACGUCUUCAGGGAGGUGAAAGUGAAAGGCUUUGACCCGACAGAGUACCAGACUACACAGGUGUUCUACCCCAGUACAGAUGGAACACAGAUCCCCAUGUUCAUUGUGCACAAGAAGGACCUCCAGCUGGACGGGUCACACCCGACCUUCCUCUAUGGCUACGGAGGUUUCAACAUCUCAAUCACACCCAGCUACAGUGUUUCCAGACUCAUUUUUGUAAGGCAUCUGGGAGGAGUUUUAGUCGUGGCCAACAUCAGAGGAGGAGGGGAGUACGGGGAAACGUGGCACAAAGCGGGGAUGUUGGAGAACAAGCAGAACUGUUUCACUGACUUUCAGUGUGCAGCAGAGUAUCUAAUAAAGGAGGGCUACACCUCCUCAAACAAACUCACCAUCAAUGGAGGCUCCAACGGAGGCCUGUUAGUGGGGGCAUGUGUGAAUCAGAGGCCAGACCUAUUCGGCUGUGCAGUAGCUCAGGUUGGUGUGAUGGACAUGCUCAAGUUCCACAAGUUUACCAUUGGCCACGCCUGGACCACCGACUUCGGCUGUUCUGAGAUUAAAGAGCAGUUUAACUGGCUCAUCAAGGUACUCCCUCUGCACAACAUCCGGAUCCCUGAGGGAGACAGUGUGCAGUAUCCAGCCAUGCUGUUGUUGACUGGUGACCAUGACGACCGUGUGGUGCCUCUGCACUCUCUGAAGUACAUUGCCACUCUGCAGCAUGUGAUUGGACGCUGGCCCAGCCAAUCAAACCCUCUCUUUAUCUAUGUAGACACAAAGUCGGGCCACGGGGCAGGAAAACCCACCAGCAAGGUGAUUCAGGAAGUGGCAGAUACCUACGCCUUCAUCGCCCGCUGCCUGGACCUUCACUGGAUCAAUUAACAGCUUUCUCUAUCCCUUCAUUCCUUACAUUCUCCCUUUCUCUUCUCCAUCUGCUGCCCUCCAUUUUCUUGCUCCCACAUCACUUCUUUCUCUAUUUGUAUUCAAAUACACAUUUAUCUCACCCUUCUUUCUCUCCUCUCCUGCUUUUAAAUCUGCCAGUGUAAUUAGUACACGCUCUCAUUCUCUUUCAUUCUUCCUUCAUCCCGCUUUGUUUCAAUCUCUCUAUCAUUUUACUGUUUUGCCUCGUUCCACACUUCUUUUAAUCAUGUACAGUAACUCCUCAGUAAGCAGUAAUGGUUCCCUCUCUCUCACUGACGUUUCUCUCGACUCUCAAGACCCCUCGAACACUGUACAGACUCUUUAUUUAUUACCACAUUCAAUACAAGAACAUUUUUAAUAAUAAUUAACCGCUCAGUAUACACCCCCGUGUGAGAGUGUGAGAGUGUGAGAGUGUGAGAGUGUGAGAGUGUGAGAGUGUGAGAGUGUGAGAGUGUGAGAGUGUGAGAGUGUGAGAGUGUGAGAGUGUGAGAGUGUGGGAGAGUAUUAAGGUGUCAUACAUUCAUAUAUAUGAAUAUUUCACUGGCUGCUUCUACCUCCAGACUUAUGCAGAUUGAUUGUUUUUAACCUUUUAAAGGGGAAAUGUCAGCAUUACAUUAAAUAAAGGACUGGUUUAAUAAACACGA
Messenger RNA from Silurus meridionalis, 2956 nucleotides. RefSeq names its product prolyl endopeptidase. The coding region runs from base 144 to 2273 and encodes 709 amino acids. Gene Ontology annotation, cellular component: cytosol. The record is from RefSeq and is a predicted model, not a curated record. Gene Ontology annotation, biological process: proteolysis. Gene Ontology annotation, molecular function: serine-type endopeptidase activity; oligopeptidase activity. The transcript has 16 exons. Lineage: Eukaryota; Metazoa; Chordata; Actinopteri; Siluriformes; Siluridae.